CAUAGCCCUAGACUAAAGUAGAAUGGUCUCAUAUGGAUGGUAAGAGGGGCAGGGUUAAAUCUGAUAUUAUAUCUGAUUGGCUGUGGCGGAUGGAGGUAGUGUAGAAUAGUGAUGCAGUGGAGCAGAGUGGACAGAUAUAACUCCACCAGGCAGCGGCUCGAGCUGAUGUUUGACUGCAUGUUGACUGCGCGAGCAUCUCUCGGUAUCUUCCGAUCCUCCUCAGGCCCGCACAUGGACACACCGUUUCCCGCCCACCGGAGAGGAAUACAGCCAGCCAACUGCAGGGAUGAGAGGAUGAAGGAAUGAAAGGAUGAGUAGUUCACACAGAGUCAGAAAGCCGUGAAGCCGCACAUGAUUUGAUAGUAGAGAGGUGCGCAGCAAGCAAAAUACUUCCAACUGGGAUUUCAAAGGGAAAACAAAAAGGACAGCCGUUAAAACCGUUAGACAUGAGAUUCAGCUGGCGAAUCUAGUCCCUAUCUGGACGUCGCGAUAGUUUUUUCUCUAAAUGCUCGCGUGCCGUUAGUGUCGCUCUUGACCGGCGCGCGCGCCUCCCAAUCUUUCCCACGCAAGUGAAUCUGAUGAGUCCCCGUAGCCGUGUGUUGUUUCGUCGCCGCACGCGUACGCGCCCGGACUUCUCGCGCUUAGCCCCAGCAGCAUGUCCUCGCGCAAGAUCUCGUCAGAGUCGUUCAGCUCGAUGGGCUCGGAGUGCCUGGAGAGCCCCGGAGAUGAUGGCGACUCCUGCCCAUUUUCACGCAUCUGGAACGGCAAGAGCCCCGUGGAGAAGCUCGCGUGCCCGUUCGAGGACGCACCGGGACCCAAACGGGCGACAAGACGGAAGCGCGUGAACCUGGACUCGCUCGGGGAGAGCUUGAGGAGGUUAACGUCGCCCACGACACAGAUGGUUCAACAGUCUUUACAGAGAACCUUAGAGUUCUACAGACAGAAAGAGAUCAGGUGCAGAGAGGAUGGGAAGGAGGAAAAGAAAAGUGUUACUUUGGAGAAGUGUCCCUUUGUGGAUCAUUGUGGUUCUGGAGAAGAGGCAGACAUCUCAGGAAUACUACAGUACAUGGCUACUCUACAGGGUGUGCGGUUCUGUGAGCUGAGGGAGCGUUUCGGGGAGGAGUUCUUCGGUCUGUGUUUCGAAGAGAAUGAGCGGGUUCUAAGAGCGGUGGGAGGGAACCUGCAGGACUUCUUUAACGGCUUUGACGCCAUCUUAGAACACAUCAGAACCUCGACCGGACGCCGCGCCUCUUCAGAGAGCCCCUCCUUUCAAUGCAAAGACCCUCACGAGGAGGAGAGAGGAGGAGGAGGAGGAGGAGAAGGAAGAAGGGAGAGGGUGGGAGGAAAGCUUCUCCUCCUCCACUGCUUUAACCCCGCCCCUGUCGUGGGAUUGGCUAUGCCAGGUCUGAUCCGAGCCGUCGCACGCCGAAUCUUCCACUCCCAAGUUGUGGUGAAGGAAGCCCCUCCCCUAGCGCCCUUGUCGCCCAAUGAGGACCCAGAACACUCAGGAGGAGACUCCACCCCUACACCGACCCCCUCUCCUUCCGCAUCACCAUCACCCCCUUCCCCGUCUGCCCCCGUCUGCCUCUCCUUCCUCAUCAGAGAAACAUCACCCUCCCCUCCCUCCAUCCCUCCCUCCUCUGUCACUCUUCCAACAGCGACCUCCAAGCAGACCCUGCCGCCCCUCUCCCUCUCCCCCACUGACCUGCGCAUCGGUCCAGCAACAUUCUGCAGGGCCUUCCCCUUCCACCUGGUGUUGGGCCCCAGCAUGGAGCUGCUGCAGCUAGGGGAAGGUCUGAGAAGGCAGGCACGGAUCGAGCCUCACCGGACCCUCUCCUUCAGGGACUGCUUUGAGAUUAUGUCCCCCAGGAUCCAGCCCACCUUCCAGGCCAUACUGCUGCGCCUGGCCUCCCCCUUCACCAUCCGCACCCGGCCAGACUGCUCCCAGUCAGGCACCAAGGAGAAGGUGAUGGAGGUGAAGGGACAGAUGAUUCAUGUCCCAGAAUCCUCUACUCUGAUGUUCCUGGGUUCCCCCCGGGUAGACAAGCUGGAGGAGCUGAUGGGCAGGGGCCUCUACCUGUCAGACAUCCCCAUCCACGACGCCACGCGUGAUGUCAUACUGGUGGGACAGCAGGCCAAGGCACAGGACGGCCUCAAGAACAGGAUGGACAAACUCAAGGCCACCCUAGAAAAGACACACCAAGCUCUAGAAGAGGAGAAGAGGAGGACAGUAGACCUUCUCUACUCCAUUUUUCCUGGUGACGUGGCCCAGAAGCUGUGGCAGGGGGAGUCUGUCCCCGCCAGGAAGUUUGAUGAUGUCACCAUGUUGUUCUCUGACAUCGUGGGCUUCACUGCAGUGUGUGCUCAGUGUACCCCCAUGCAGGUCAUCAGCAUGCUCAACGAGCUCUACACACGCUUCGACUACCAGUGUGGAAUACUGGAUGUGUAUAAGAUUGAGACUAUAGGCGACGCCUACUGUGUUGCGGGCGGGCUCCACCAAAAGAUUGACAGCCAUGCCAAGCCAAUCGCACUCAUGGCCCUGAAGAUGAUGGAGCUGUCAGAGGAGGUGUUAACGCCGGACAGCAAAUCCAUCAAGCUGCGGAUAGGUAUCCACACAGGCUCAGUGUUGGCGGGGGUGGUUGGGGUGAGGAUGCCCAGGUACUGUCUGUUUGGCAACAACGUCACACUGGCCAGCAAGUUUGAGUCUGGCAGCCACCCUCGAUGCAUCAACGUCAGCCCAACCACAUACCGGCUGCUGAAAGACGAUAUCUCUUUCUCUUUCGUCCCUCGUUCCCGGUUGGAGCUUCCUGAUAAUUUUCCUAAGGAUAUCCCGGGAACAUGCUACUUCCUGGAGGGGGGGACUUCCCAUAGCCACGCCUCCCUGACCAGCUCUCGCUCCGCCCCCCCAGCUCCCCUGAGGAAAGUGUCCUACAGCAUCGGCACCAUGUUCCUGCGAGAGACCAGUCUAUAGGCUCCCAAUACACACAGUCAUCAACAUACACACACAACCCUACAGCCAUGUUUAAAUGGGAGACAAUACCCGCCUACUCCAAACCAGGACUCAGUCCUCUUAACAACCCCCUCGCUUGUCCAUCUAGAAACAGACACUCCUCGCUGCACCAACUACAACCUGUUGUUACCAAGGGCAACCACCCUUUACCCUCCAACCCCACCACGAGUCAGACUGAAGGUUGAGAGAAGAGAGAGAAGAGGAGGAGUGAAAACAACAAGAACAACAGAGACAAUAAUAGAAUCAUCUAGCGACUCCAAAACUAAAGCCUUCUGCUUGUAGAACACAGCGAACUGUAACCAUGGAUACCACAGCUGGCUGUCAUCUUGGGCAUGGCAGGUACUAUGUUAUUAUCAACAGCGCUCACAACUCAGUGCCUUCCUCACUAGAACACUACAUACAUACACACCAUGUGAGCUGUCUGAACACACAGGGAAAUGGAACGAGGUCUGCAGCUCUGAUGCUCCCCACAGUGAUGUGUGUGACUCUCCCUGAUCAGUCACUGUGGGAAGCCCAGGUUGUUUUGGUCCAGCUAGCAGCUGAACCACUGAGAUGUUCGGACAUUUUCUCUUUCAGUUAGCUGAAUGCAUCCGUUUGUCAACACUACACCAUGGACAAGCAGCACAUCCAUCCAUCCACCCCCUCCAUCCAUCCACCCUCCUCCAUCCAUCCAUCCACCCCCCUCCAUCCAUCCACCCUCCUCCAUCCAUCCAUCCACCCCCCUCCAUCCAUCCACCCCCCUCCAUCCAUCCACCCCCCUCCAUCUAUCCAUCCACCCCCCUCCAUCCAUCCACCCUCCUCCAUCCAUCCAUCCACCCCCCUCCAUCCAUCCACCCCCCUCCAUCCAUCCACCCCCCUCCAUCUAUCCAUCCACCCCCCUCCAUCCGUCCAUCCAUCCACCCUCCUCCAUCCAUCCACCCCCCUCCAUCCAUCCACC
Salvelinus fontinalis (brook trout) is the source of this 3947-nucleotide messenger RNA. Its product is annotated as guanylate cyclase soluble subunit alpha-2-like. The transcript is spliced from 9 exons. Gene Ontology annotation, molecular function: guanylate cyclase activity; heme binding. The record is from RefSeq and is a predicted model, not a curated record. Bases 656 to 2971 code for a protein of 771 amino acids. NCBI's taxonomy places the organism in Eukaryota, Metazoa, Chordata, Actinopteri, Salmoniformes, Salmonidae. Gene Ontology annotation, cellular component: guanylate cyclase complex, soluble. Gene Ontology annotation, biological process: cGMP biosynthetic process; response to oxygen levels.